ACAAGUAAACAAACACACAAAUAAAUUUUUAGAUUAUAAAAAUUUGUUAUCAGCUUGCGUAAAAUUUUGAUGUCUAGAAACAAUUUUAGAUAAACGCCCUGUAAUAUAUGAGUUGGUAUGAAACUUGUUGUAAUGAAUUUAAUUAAACAAAUAUUCGGAAAAGAGAAGUACAAAAUUCCAAAAGAAAAAACAGUAAAAAUUUUAGUGCUAGGAAAAACUGGAGUUGGGAAAACUUCUCUUAUAAAAAAAAUCUGCAAUCAAACUUCGUUAGAAACAGUUCCCACCUGCUAUGACGUUUAUAGAGAAGAAAUUUUAAUCGACAGUAUUAAUACUGUAAUGGAGUUUAUGGAUUUUGGGGGUGCAGAUAUGUUUCCGUCAAUGCGCGAUAUAUUUAUCCGCAAGGCAGAUAUAUUUAUGCUUGUUUAUUCUUGUGAUGAUGACGAAAGCUUUAUUCAAAUCAAAGAGUUACGCAACACUAUUUUGAAAGUAAAAAAUAAACAAUACACAGAAAUUCCAAUCGUUGUGGUUCGCAAUAAAGUAGAUCUACAGCGUAAACGUAAGAUAAACAAAAAGUUGUAUGCAACCCACAAUGUAUCAGCUGUAACAGGAUUUAAUAUAAAUGAAAUAAUGGAAAGUUUAAAAAAAGAGUCAAAAUUCAUUGACAGUUCUGAGGGUUUGAAAAAUUUACAGCUAAGUGGAAGAUAUAUUUAUGAUGAUCAUAACGAUAGCAUUUUAAAAAGAGAACAGUACCAUAGUUCACCAACGAUAUUUCGUCCAAAAGUGACAUCUGAUGAGCAAAUGCAAAUAAGACGCGCUAUGACCGUAAGUCACGAACAAAGUUAUCGUUCAUCAGCUUUAUUUUAAUUGAUUAACUUUAAUAGUUUUUUUUUUCUUUAAAAAAUGAAUUAUUUAUUUUA
Molecule: messenger RNA, 917 nt
Organism: Hydra vulgaris (swiftwater hydra)
Lineage: Eukaryota; Metazoa; Cnidaria; Hydrozoa; Anthoathecata; Hydridae
Product: ras-related protein Rap-2a
Biological process (GO): signal transduction
Cellular component (GO): plasma membrane
Molecular function (GO): GTP binding; GDP binding; GTPase activity
Source: RefSeq, a predicted model, not a curated record